Phycomyces blakesleeanus NRRL 1555(-) is the source of this 2069-nucleotide messenger RNA. RefSeq lists its product as hypothetical. The transcript is spliced from 5 exons. NCBI's taxonomy places the organism in Eukaryota, Fungi, Mucoromycota, Mucoromycetes, Mucorales, Phycomycetaceae. Gene Ontology annotation, molecular function: FAD binding. The record is from RefSeq and is a predicted model, not a curated record. The coding region runs from base 34 to 1788 and encodes 584 amino acids.
AGCUUAGACUCUUCCUCUUUUUAGUCUUUAAUAAUGACCAUCACAGACAAGCCAACCCCCCUCCCAAACAAAGUCGACUUCCUUAUCGUAGGUGGAGGACCAGUAGGUCUCCUGUCAGCAAAUCUCAUCGUCCAAGCAGGAUUUACUGUCCGUAUUCUUGAUAUCGAGGCCGAGCCAAAUCACUGGGGAAGAGGUGACUGGAUUCACGGUAGAACUCUUGAGUUGUUGGAGAGAGCAGGACUGGCCGAUGAGCUGUUAAAGACAGGCGUCAAGGUUGAGAAGAUGGCAACCUACAUGAAUGGAACCAUUCAGUCUACUAUGCCUUUUGUUCCUGACCAGGUCGAAUCUAAGCAUCAAUACUUGCUAUGUGUUGGUCAGCACAUCACAGAAUCCAGCCUUCAGAGCAUCCUAUCGCUCAACGAUGUUCAAGUCGAGCGUCCCUCUACUGUAGUGAAGAUGGAAAAGUGUCCAGACAGCAUCUAUCCAAUCAAGGCUACAGUGAUGAACAUGCAGGGUGAAACUUCAACCGAGGAGAUCGAAUGCAAGUAUUUGUUGGGUUGUGAUGGUGCACACAGUGAUAUUCGUCAACAGUUGGGUAUCGCCAACGAAGGUGAAACAACCGAGACCCAUGCAGGUGUAUUGGAUGCCCUGGUCAGAACCAACUUUACUGGUCGCCGUGAUGUUUGUAUUCUUCAGAGUGACCACGCAAAGACCAUCAGUUUGUUCCCACGUGAAAACGGUCUCACCCGAAUCUUUGUACACUUUAACGAGAACGAGCAUGAUUUGCGUAAAGAGCAGCACAACCGCAACAAGAUCCAACUUGAAGACAUCCAGCGCGAAGCCAAGCGUGCCCUUUUACCUCAUCGUAUCGAAUUCCUUGGUAUACUUUACUGGACUGUGUAUGUAGUCGGACAGCGCCAGGCAGCAACCAUGGACUCUCACGACAACAGAGUAUUCUUGUGUGGAGAUGCGGCCCACUCACAGAGCCCGACCCUGGGUCAGGGUGUCAACACCGGCUUUGGUGAUGUAUUCAACUUGAUUUGGAAGUUGUGUCUGGUAGAGCGUGGGCAAAUUAAACCUGAAGUGUUGUCUACAUACACUGCCGAACGCCACCCAAUUGCUUCCAAAGUUCUGUCGAUUGACAAGACUGCAGCAAAGGCAGCAGCUGGACACAAGUCAGAGGACUAUUGCAUGGCCGUACAGGAGAACAGAUCAUUUACCACAGGAUUUGGUAUCCAAUACACUAACUUGGUCAACACUGAUCCCCUGGUGUGGAAUUCGGAUUGUGAAAAUACGCGGUAUGUGAUGCAGGCCGGUAUGCGUGCACCUCAUUACAAAGUCGUCCAGUUCUCCUCUGGCCGCAAAGUACGUCUGUUCGAAGCCCACACAGAAUCAACUCCCGACUGGCUGUCGUUCACAAUCUUGGUUCUUGCAAAUGAUCUCAAGAAGACCUCUGAAGAGAUCAAGCCAUUCUUGGCAUGGCACAACAACCACCAGACCAGUCUUACGACACGUCUUAUGGUCGUAACUACCAGCACAGCCGACACGGUGGCUGCCUAUGAUCUGGGUAUUCAACCCGAAUUAAUUAUGCUAGAUAAACUCAACCGCGCCCAAUGCCACACUGGUUACCACCAAAAGACCGAACUCCAGGCAGAGAACUCGGAUGAUAUUAUAGUAUCUAUUGUACGUCCAGACGGAUACAUUGGUACCCUUCUCAGAGGUACUUCUGGUGAAGCCUUGGGUAAAUUAGCACAGGCCUACUUUGACAGAUUCUGCGUCCUUCAUUAAGCACUCCGUAUUUUCAUUACACUUUCAAGAAAAAUUCCCCUCCCCUCCUCCAAACUCUCCUCCACUCCCAACUCCAACCCCAAUUCCCAACUCCAUUACUUCAUAUCCUCUUUUUCUUUUCCUUUCAUAUGUAUGACUCCCAUUCUGUUUUAGAACGUCCACUCAGUGGACCUAUUCUACGCAUAUAUAUUAUUCCUUUUUCUUUCUUUCUUUUGGCUGGUAGACUAGUAGAUUUUUUUUAUAUAAAUAAAAUUUUUAAAAAAAACAAAGCAAUUUCAUUU